CCCCUUGGUCACUUCCGGACGGUGCUGGCCGCUGACAUUUCAGGACCCGCCACUCACCUGCCCCAGAUAAAUGUGACAGGUGCCUUAGGACCUCCCGAUGGGGUGGCUUGGCUCUGGGCUCACGUUCCCUGUGAGCUGCCUGAUCCUGGUGUGGGCGGCAGGCUCUGGGAGUGUUCAGGUCCGGGGUCGGCCCACCUGCUUCUCCGACUACCUCAGCACCUCCACCUGUGAGUGGAGGAUGGAUGGCCCCACCAACUGCAGCUCCGAGCUCCGCCUCACCUACCAGCUGGAUUUUCCGAACUCAGAAAACCACACGUGUGUCCCUGUGAAUGGAGAGAGCGCCGUGUGCCGGUGCGACAUGCUGGUGGACAGCAUAGUCAGUGGGGACACCUACCAGCUGGACCUGUGGGCUGGGGAGCAGUGGCUGUGGAGUGAGCGCUCCUGUGGCUCCCCAGGGAGUGUUCAGGUCCGGGGUCGGCCCACCUGCUUCUCCGACUACCUCAGCACCUCCACCUGUGAGUGGAGGAUGGAUGGCCCCACCAACUGCAGCACCGAGCUCCGCCUCACCUACCAGCUGGAUUUUCUGAACUCUGAAAACCACACGUGUGUCCCUGUGAAUGGAGAGAGCGCCGUGUGCCGGUGCGACAUGCUGGUGGACAGCAUAGUCAGUGGGGACACCUACCAGCUGGACCUGUGGGCUGGGGAGCAGUGGCUGUGGAGUGGCUCCUUCAGGCCCAGCGAGCAUGUGAAACCCAGGGCCCCCGGAAACCUCACGGUUAACGCCACCGACUCCCACAUGUGGCAGCUGACCUGGAGCGACCCGUACCCACCUGAGAGUCUCCUGCACUCUGAACUCUUCUACCUGGUCAACAUUUCAAAUGAAGACGACCCCACAGAGGUGAGUGGGCACUGUGGGGUUCUGCACCAGUUCCUGGGACUCGGGGAGCGGAGACCCCGCCCCAGG
This is a messenger RNA of Myotis davidii, 964 nucleotides long. Its product is annotated as interleukin-4 receptor subunit alpha-like. Gene Ontology annotation, molecular function: protein binding; cytokine receptor activity. The transcript is spliced from 8 exons. The annotation marks the transcript as partial. Lineage: Eukaryota; Metazoa; Chordata; Mammalia; Chiroptera; Vespertilionidae. The record is from RefSeq and is a predicted model, not a curated record. Gene Ontology annotation, biological process: cytokine-mediated signaling pathway; production of molecular mediator involved in inflammatory response. Gene Ontology annotation, cellular component: membrane; external side of plasma membrane.